This is a messenger RNA of Uloborus diversus, 840 nucleotides long. RefSeq lists its product as uncharacterized. Gene Ontology annotation, molecular function: nucleic acid binding. The transcript has a single exon. NCBI's taxonomy places the organism in Eukaryota, Metazoa, Arthropoda, Arachnida, Araneae, Uloboridae. Gene Ontology annotation, biological process: DNA integration. Bases 1 to 840 code for a protein of 279 amino acids. The record is from RefSeq and is a predicted model, not a curated record.
AUGAAGCAUAACAGUGCACAAAACGUAACUACUAUCUUUAAAUCUAUUUUCUCCAGACAUGGCAUUCCGGAGGAGCUCGUGAGUGAUGGGGGACCGCCAUUUGACUUAGAGUGUGUAAAAAGUUUUUGCAUGGAAUGGAACAUAAAUCAUCAGAUCACGUCACCGUACUUUCCUAGGGCCAAUGGACAGGUUGAAAGAGCAAUUCAGACAAUAAAAAAAUCACUGAUAAAAGCAGCACAAGAUGUAAAAGACUUAUAUCCGGUCUUGUUAGACUGCAGAACCCAACCAUCUUCUGAUCUUCCUUCUCCCGCUGAGUUGUUGAUGGGUAGACGACUUAGAUCCCUUUUGCCAUCGCAUCCAGAGAAAAUGCGACCAAACUUCCCAUUAAAGAAAGCACAAGAAUCUUUAAAGAAGCGACAGAAAGCACAAAAUAAAUAUGCAAACAUACAUGGAAAAGAGUUGCCAAUUCUUCAUAAUCAGGCAAAGGUAUGGUUUCGUAAAAUGCCGAAUGAGCCGUGGAAGCAAGGAACUGUCAUUCAAUCCAAUCAUAAUUCUCGGUCUUACGUUAUUAAAGGGAAGGAUGGUGGAGUUUAUCGCAGAAAUAGAUUUUACAUUCGUCCAGACAGAUCAGAACACUAUAGUUCUUCACAAACAAGAUCAGUGGAAGAUUUUUAUCCUUCGACUUUGGCUAAGGGAUCAAAUCGAGAAAUAAAUAAAGAACAUUCAAGCAUGCCAGAAAAAAUAGUUCACAAAACAAAUGUCCAGCAAGCAUCCGCGGAAAACCCGGUAAGAAGAUCGUCAAGAGCUAUUGUCAAGCCUCAGCGAUAUGGAUACACUUGA